Messenger RNA from Opisthorchis viverrini, 5481 nucleotides. RefSeq lists its product as hypothetical. The record is from RefSeq and is a predicted model, not a curated record. The coding region runs from base 1 to 5481 and encodes 1826 amino acids. Lineage: Eukaryota; Metazoa; Platyhelminthes; Trematoda; Opisthorchiida; Opisthorchiidae. The transcript is spliced from 18 exons. Gene Ontology annotation, cellular component: plasma membrane. Gene Ontology annotation, molecular function: guanyl-nucleotide exchange factor activity. Gene Ontology annotation, biological process: positive regulation of GTPase activity; Ras protein signal transduction.
AUGCGAACUCCCGUUGGCGUGUACGGGUAUACAGCACUUUCUCCUGAGUUCACCACAUCCAGUGGUGAAAGACAAAGCUUCUGUCUGUCAUUUUUCCUCUUCAACUUUAUUAUUGACGUGCUGCUUGAAAUUGGUCUGCCUAUCUCCGGAACUUCGGGGGUCCAAAUAUUCCUGGGACGUUCGCCCACAGACAUUGAGUAUGCGGACAAUAUUGUUCCCCAUGGUUCAGAUCCUUCAAAACGUAACGUAAAUAAGUCUGCCUCAUGGUUCGGCGUGCGCUUCACAUCUACAAACGCUCUGCAUGAAUCGGAAGUAUUGAGCGCGAAUUUCACGCUUGCAAGUGAGCUAAUCGACGUAGUAGAUAAAUUUGACCAUCUAGGCACUUGUAUUUUUUCCGAUGGACUUGUGAGAGUUGAGAUUACUUCUGCAAUGGGGAUGUUUAGCACACCCAACCGACCAGUCAGUGGCAUUCGUUCAUCAAAGGUAUCGCGUUCAAUGCGUAUCUACACUAUUCUCGAACUAACUAGGCAUGCCAUCGCAUCCAGUGCUUGGCCGGAUGUCUCUCACUCUCCCAGUUUCCAGUGGUCAAAUCUCUGUGGCACCUUUUCGGCGCCUAACUGCCAUGCUACCCGGAGGCUGCACGAGGGCUGGGAUACUGUCAGGUUGCCCAUGCCUAGACAGGGGAGUUCCAGAGGCAGAGGUCGGGUUCGAACCAUGGACAUUCUGUCAUCCGCUAGCCCGCACGCCAGUGACCUUCGAUCACCAGACCCACACUCGUUCAGCUGCAGUCGCUGCUGUUCCUGGGACUCUGUACCAGACUCACGACGGCGAUCCAUUUCAUCAUCCACAACAACUCCUUUAGCAGCUAGUUUUACGGGCACCAGCCCGAAACACGCCUUGGACACCUUGGAGAGGUUGGUUCGACCUUACUUACGACAGCACAACGUCUCACAAUCGUCAGCAGGUCUGGAAGACUUGACAAGUUCAGCCAAUUGCAAUUACCUGACCAAUGCGUUCAAAUAUCUACUGUCUCGUUUGCUUCUUCUCCCGAUCUUCCAGUUCCUGUAUUUACAUGAAUUGAUAAAGACUCUUCAUCAACUUACCUAUGACGAAGAGGAUCGUGCUAGACUGAACGAAGUCCUCAGCAUGUUGACGAAGACGCGCUCUAGCGUGGAACGUGAUCUCUCGAAGCAUCCUUGGGUGUGCUUGCAAUUGACACGUCUGAUUUCUACCGGUCAUCUCGGCGGACAAUUUCGCUCCCUGUACAUGGAUCUUCUCGCCGGACCUAAUACCCCGCCUAGUCCAAUUAACCGCAACAUUCCAUCCUCUCCAUCGAAUGCGACAGGCUCGAACGGACAUUCAUCACCCGGUGUGACUGGUACUCAAAGUUUUCAUAUAUUUGGUUUCCCUGCUACGUCUACUUCCACAGAUUCGAUUCCGAGUCAGCAGUGUGUAAAGGCGGACGAAAUUGAGCGCCUUCUGGGAGGAAGAGAAAAGUUGCUAUCCAGUACUUCUGGUAAAAGUAUCAUGGGAGAUUUCGUUCUUGAAGGAAGGAUCCACCUAAUGACGGAAAGCAAACGAUCUUCCGUCGAGCAGAUAGCCUAUUUAUUUACUGGGAUUUUGUUCAUUUGCAAGUGGCAGGAGCGUCGGUCGGCCCUUAAUCCUGGGUCGGGUCAACUCCAGUUACUUCGUGUCAAACAUCGGAUUCCCUUAGAUGCUAUUCAUGUGAACGACAUCCCUCCGUUGGUCCAACCAAAUUUGCCCGCUCACGUCGGCAACAGUGGAACAAUUACUUCAUCUGCUGUGGGUGCAGCAGUUUUGGCAGCUGCUUCUGCUGGUCAUGGAGCUGUGCAACAUAUGGCAGUUGGAAUGGCACAUCCUGAGUUCCCAAACAGCUCCAUUAGCAAUCUCAUUGUUUCUGGAAUGAAUGGCUCCAUCACAAGUCAAGCGAGUUUGGCUACGAUUGGUGGACACGGGCUGGCAGCAUAUCCAUAUACAUUUGAGUUGGAGUUUGUCAGCUCUCCGCUUGCCGCUACUUUACAAAGCGCCGGGGGUAUAGCCGUGGAAAACCGUCCUUGUUGUCAACACUCCCGUCAGUUGAGCCCUUCGAAAUACAACAAUACAACGUCUUCUGGUGUGGAUGCUGAUGACCUUGUGCCAAACUCAGAGUGUUCAGCGACCGCGAAUACAGCUUUAACCUGCAGUUGCUUCCCUUCCGGUUCCCAGGUUCGUCGCAUUUGGCUUGCCUUUCGAACACCAGAAGAGAAGGCUGAUUGGAUGGCCAGUUUGCUGAGUAUCCAAUGGCAUCGGUUCGCUCAACCGGAUACAUCGGAAAACGUUGUGUUUGACAACCCAUCGUCUCUGAAUCCUAAUGAGAAUGUGUGCAAGUUUCCGGAUUCAUUGGACUCAUCGGAAGAAGGAAUCGAUGGUGACGAUGAGGUUUUGAGCGAGGCGGAGGAUUUCUUAGAUAAUUCCACUUCGGCGGCAUCCGCUCAGUCCACUAGUCAGUUAGGGAAUCCGAAUGAAGAUAAAAACCCUCCAAACCUUACGACAAUAACAGUUACGUCAAUGACUCAUCCUGGACCGUCGCACCCUUUCGGGGGUUACGCCACUGUUUCUCCGCGAACGAAUUCUGCGGGAUAUUCACCACUAUUGCACCCGCAAAUUCGAAUGGCCACACUGGAAAAAUUGAUUGAACGGUUGACUUAUCCUACCUAUUUCGAUGUACGACUCGUCAAUACAUUUUUGUUGGCAUAUCGCCGUGUGACCACUCCUGAAACGUUUCUGGAGAUGUUGAUCGAACGAUUUCGUGUCCCUGACCCGGAGUUUUUGCCAGAGGAAUUCGAAUUCGACGAAAGCAAAGGGCAAUUGGAGUCCCCUGCCCAACAUAUGUUGAAACGUUUCCGAUCAGGGUACAAAAAACGGGUUCAGACUCGAGUUCUUAUGGUACUUUCCCGAUGGGUUCGAAGCCAGCGCUAUUUUCAGAACGAUUUUCUUCCAAAUCACGAUUUGCGCCGUCGACUUUCUGAGUUCUUGGCUUCCAUACAGGUCCGACAUUUGAGCGCGUGCGUACGUCGAAUUCAGCAGUAUUUGCAGACACAUGCUCAGGAAUCCCCUCCUGACCUAGCUUCAGAUACAAAUGUUCCCCGUUUGACUCUGGAAGGUUACACCGAGGUGACUAUCCGUAGAGCUGGAUCACUGUCCAGCCCCGUUCGUUCAACCACGGAUUCCUCUACCGAAUCUACUGGAUUGGACAUUACUGCUAUCCAUCCGUAUCGUCUUGCAGAGCAAGUGACACUGUAUGAAUGGGAAUUGUAUCGAGCGGUCCAAUUCUGGGAAGUUGAAGGACGUGAUCGUGUUGGCAAUUCUACUCCGAAUUUAGACCGAUCCAAGAGUUUCGUAACUGGUUGGUUUAUGCAUUCUGGCUGNGAUCGAUGCGUCGCAAUUAAACGUGUGAUUGACCUCAUGUUGAUCAUGGAGAGAAUGAAUAACCUACAAGGUAGUCAAGAAGCCAAAUCUGCCUUAAUCAGCGCUUCGGUUUUUCGGUUGCGGCGAUCUUUCGAGGCCAUCGAGCGAAAUAAACACUACCGGGAGGUAGUUGCUCGCUUGCGUCGAGAGAAUACCUGUGGAACGAAAGGACGCCAUAAAAGCCCCUUCCAGUCAUCAUCCUGUAGCACUGGAGCUAACCAGACUAGCUUGUUUGGCCUUCCUACAACUCUGACGUCACUCGACAAGUCUAGUUCGAGUGCAGGAUUAUCACAGUCGAUUCCGACGGGUGUCCUCGGUUUACCGUUUGCCACUCGAUCCAGCAAGGCACAUGAGCGACGAAUCAAAGCACUGGAAAAGCAACAUGCCUCAGGCAUCGCUUAUCUGCCUUGUGUGCCCUUCAUUGCAGCCGGUGUGAUGACCCGUCUUAUACAUUUGGAUUUACGACAUCCAGAUACAAUUACCACAAACUCUGGAGCAGUGUUGAUCAACUGCUGGAAACAUCAGCAGUUAGCUGAAGUUGUUGAACGAUAUUUGGCAUUCCAGCGAAUCCCGUACUCAUUUGAGGUGAAGCCGGAUAUUCGGGGACGUCUAGAACAUUUGGACCCUCUUGAAAUGGCUGGAGCUUCUUCUGAAUCGGAAUUCGAGGCUCGCAUGUACGAGUUGUCCAUGGCCUAUGAACCUCGGGAUAGCGAACCUGUCCCGGAAAACCUCGUUUCUGCAAUGACGGCAAUGACCAGCGCAACUGAUUUUGCUGGUACUGGCUUCCAUACUCCGCUGCCAAGUUAUUGUUUGACCUCCCUGGCUCGUUUCCACCGUUCUCGUGGUUGUGCGAAAAGAUCAUUUCGAGGAAGUCGGUCGACUGGCAUACGCAGCACGUGGCCGAGUCAGAGCAACCUAUGCAGUCUGAUCAGUUCAUCCAUCGAGGGUGAGUUAUUUCUUCCGAAUACUAUUCGAUAUACUUCAGCAAUUCGGAUCCGACUCGGACAAUCCUUCGAAGACAUCGAUGGCCAAACACUGAAGGAUCGUCGCCUGUCCAAAGAAGCCAUCGAGGCCUCAAAUUUACUGUCGACUCGUCCAUUGAAAGAGCGUAUGUCGCUUCACUCGAUCUUCAUCUUCGAGGCAGCCAUUCAUUCUGCUUCAACCCGUGGGCGUGGACCGACGAAAUCUCAGUCAAGACAGAGAUCUGUGGCGAAAACAAGUUCCUCGCAGCAAUCAACCUGCUCAGUAGAUUCCUUUGAACAGAGUUCAUACCCACUGCAACCCACGCCUCAUGUACAACAUAGAUAUCUCCCAUUACCCAAUUCAGACGUUGUUGGUAACGCUUCCAGCAUACAAUCUUCAACAUCACCAGGCGGAAUUCAUCAGCACAGUAUGUCCGACAGUUUGGUCCUAUCUUCUCCCAAACGUUUCCCGUUGAAUGUCAGUUCGCCUUCAUAUCAUCAACAGACCCUUUCCGCCGUCGAUAUGCUUAGUCAUCGAGCACUAGAUUUGUCGCCUCCUGUCACACCACUUUGUACAGCUAAUUAUUCCUUUCAUGGUUCUGCUCGAGCUCACUCCAGCCUCCCACCUCCACUGCCUCCUCGUAAGUCUCAAACAGCCGGCGUUACAACGAGGAUCGUUCACAGCCCGAUUCCUUUGGGUUCCACUACCGAUACGACUGUCAUGAGUGCUCCUACUACGCCGCAUGCGAAAAGUGAUUCAGACCCGCGAACACUUCACAUCGUUCAGGGUGACUACUCUCCCCGUCCUCCGCCACUUCCUCCAAGAAUGUCAGGUUUGAAUCGUGCAUGUUUGAAUCAGCCCGGUAAAAGUGGUCGAACCAGUGCGUCUCCAUCACCCAAUUCUGAAGGUGCAUUCGUUUUCAACCUAGAAACACUUGUGAGUCCCAAUUAUCAACCAGACAACAUACCACCGCCUUUACCGCCCCGUCGCACUACUUGCAACGCAGUUAGGCCUCGGAGUAAUGAAAGAUUAGCAAUCGCACCAACUUAG